AGUUCCCUGUCUAUGGCAGUUCGUUAUGGCGGCCCAAAAACUGCUCUUAGAGAUGAUGGAGUACAAAUCUUAACUGCAAUGACAUUCGAAGAAUGAAUUUAUGAAAGGGCAAAGGAAGGGAAUGGGAUAACUAAACAGGACUGGGGGUUUGAGCAUUUUCAUCAGUGAGGCUGGUCUCGAUCCAUUUGCUGUCUGGCCGUGAAUACUUGGAUGUACAAGUACAUCCUGUGUCCAGGAUGCACACAGCCUCACAUGUGUCAAAACUCUACAGAUGGUUUUCUGUGUGGUUGAGGAAAACAUUUUCUCCUUCUUUUCAUUCUUACUGUUGCAUGAGAGAUGGAAGGACACAUAAACUCUAAGAAAGAAAGAAGAUCAGUAGUGGCCAGACCGGGGAUACAAGCGCCAAGAGAUGGCAUAAUAAGGAAAGAAAGGCAAAGUAUACUCCUUAAAAGGAGAAGGAAACAAGUCCAAGAACCCAGGAUAGAGGACGUGGCAUCAUCCCAUCAACAGAGCUUUCUGUGUGAAAUGCUAUUCGGAUGCUGGAAAAUACUUCCUCACAAUUUCAAAGCCUGCAAGUGUUGAUAAGCACGACCUCCAUGCAGAAUGCAUUUGAUCUUCCCACCGCAAAAUGAGGCAAGCCCGGCAGGACAGGGAUUAUGUCUCCAGGGAGGAAAUUGUGGUUUGUAAUGCUUCAGUGAAGUUCCCUUGGCUGAUGAGUGUUAGAGGCAGUAGCCAAGCCUUGAUUUUCUGAUUCCAGACUCAGUGUCUUUUCUGUGGCAAAUGUCCAAACAUGCUCUACCUUGCAUCUGAUCUUGACCUGGUUUUCCAAGGUCAAAAGUUUUCUCCGUGUCCUGUCUUCUUCCUUGACCCAAGGAAAUUCUCUGCCCCAACAAGUCAGAUGGCUUGUUGGAUGGCUUCUUCCAGAACAGAAAAUAACCCUGAAUGGACUAUGAGAACAGAAAGGGACAAGAGAAGCAUGUAGAUUGGGCCCUACUGACAAAAUCCCAUCGUGGGAUAUAAUUGGUCUCCGCCUUGAUGAAGUUCUCCCUCAGUGAUCCCGAUACUGCGAGGCCACACAAACACAACUGUUAUUCUGACUCCCACUUUGCAGCCCUGAGAACUGAGAUUCAUGACACGCCUUCUAAAGAUCAAGAGCCGGAUGCCAAAUCUUUGUCUGUCUCGGCCUCCCUAUAGGGGAUGGAGCUCUGGUGUGACAGUCAGGAGGCUCUUGGGGUCCAGUCCUCCCACUCAUACCCCGUGCACUCCUGGUCAAGGCUUGUAAACCCUGGGUUUCAUUUCCUUCCACUGUGAAAUGAAGGGACCGGAGGGCACGGUCUCUGAGAAUGUUCUCUGAAGUGGCUGGUAAGAAAGCAAUCACAAAUAUUGAGACAAAAUAUGGUCCAAAUUCUUCAUGCUGGUUCCCAGAUAUGAUUCAGGGAGGGAGCCAACAGAUAGAGGAGGCUACUUAUUUUUGCUGGUGAGGUCGACAGAUACUUCUUUCGAGCUCGAUCAAACAGGAGGUCUGUGCAGGCCACAGCGUCAUUGCACGUCAUGGGGCUUGCGUGCUCCCUCUCUCCCAGCCACUGCUCGAAGCCCGGGAGAACGUUUUUGAAACCAAUCAGGAAAUUACUUAUCAAUCUGCAGCCCCGCAGAGCUAUCAGUCUCCUCGCUGCCAAAGGGAAGGGGAUUUCGAGUUAAAGCUCCACAUCUGCGUGCACUAGAAUUCAAAGACUCCAGCUGUUGGAAGGUCUUGCGAGCAACAGCCAAAGAUGUUUAUCUUGCUCUAUGUUACAAGUUUUGCCAUUUGUGCCAGUGGACAGCCUCGGGGUAAUCAGUUCAAAGGAGAGAGCUACUCCCCAAGAUAUAUCUGUAGCAUCCCUGGCUUACCUGGACCUCCGGGACCCCCUGGAGCGAAUGGUUCCCCGGGGCCCCAUGGUCGGAUCGGCCUUCCAGGACGAGAUGGUAGAGACGGCAGGAAAGGAGAGAAAGGUGAAAAGGGGGCUGCAGGUUUGAGAGGUAAGACUGGACCACUGGGCCUUGCUGGAGAGAAGGGGGACCAAGGAGAGACUGGGAAGAAAGGACCCAUUGGACCAGAGGGAGAAAAAGGAGAAGUAGGUCCAGCUGGGCCUCCUGGAGCAAAGGGGGACAGAGGAGAGCAAGGGGAUCCAGGGUUGCCUGGAGUUUGCAGAUGUGGAAGCAUCGUGCUCAAAUCCGCCUUUUCUGUUGGCAUCACAACCAGCUACCCAGAAGAAAGGCUACCGAUUAUAUUUAACAAGGUCCUCUUCAAUGAGGGAGAGCACUACAAUCCUGCAACAGGCAAGUUCAUCUGUGCCUUCCCAGGGAUCUAUUACUUUUCUUAUGAUAUCACAUUGGCGAAUAAGCAUCUGGCAAUCGGGCUGGUGCACAACGGGCAGUACCGGAUAAAGACCUUUGACGCCAACACUGGGAACCAUGAUGUGGCUUCGGGGUCCACGGUCAUGUAUCUGCAGCCAGAAGAUGAAGUCUGGCUGGAGAUCUUCUUCACCGACCAGAACGGCCUCUUCUCAGACCCGGGUUGGGCAGACAGCUUGUUCUCUGGAUUUCUCCUGUAUGUUGACACAGAUUAUCUAGAUUCCAUAUCAGAAGACGACGAGCUGUGAUCAGGACUGUCGUCCUGAAUGUUCCAAGAUUUUUGUGGCAGACACUUUGACUUAAUCUGGGGCCUUGGAAGGUGGAGGAAUCAGCAAUGAGAUCCAAAGAGACUCCCACUCAGAUUCCAAAGCAUUUACAGAAAAUUCUAGCAGAAUCUAUUAAAACAAGAUGAACCACCAAAUGGUUGAAACCACACCAAGAUGAAUUAUAUGAAACAAUAACCCCAGAUAAGAAUCCUCCUGAAAGCAAUGGUCAUAAAUAUUUAAGCAAAUUAAAGACAAUGUUAACAAAUUUCUGUUAAACUCCCUGAGUGAUAAAAUCAGCUGGCAAUGAUAUUGUCUCAUUAAAUAUUCAUAAAAUUACA
Herpailurus yagouaroundi (jaguarundi) is the source of this 2995-nucleotide messenger RNA. It is a transcript of the gene C1QTNF7, whose product is annotated as C1q and TNF related 7. The record is from RefSeq and is a predicted model, not a curated record. The transcript has 3 exons. Gene Ontology annotation, molecular function: protein binding. NCBI's taxonomy places the organism in Eukaryota, Metazoa, Chordata, Mammalia, Carnivora, Felidae. The coding region runs from base 1770 to 2639 and encodes 289 amino acids.